ACGUGUACGCUCAUUUUGAUCGAGAACGUCGUCGCGAAGUGACAUUGUGUUCCUGCACUCCUCGUGUUGUUAUUGUUUGAAAAACAAAUACAAAAUGUUGCAAGAUUGAAUUCAAUUAAAUUUAAUUCUCUGUCUCAAAAAAAGUUAGUUGUAUUCCAAUAAUUUUAUAAGUAUACAUUCAUAUCUUUUAAAAAUAUAAACACAAUGAAUAACGGAGCCCACAAAUACGUAGAUUGCAUAAAGAAAUUUAGUGAACUAGAUCCAGCUGAUUGUGAAUUAAUUGAGACUGCAAUUUCUGCCAGAAAGUUUGCCUACGUGCCGUAUAGUAAUUUUGCUGUCGGUGCUGCGUUGCGCACAAAAUGUGGAAAAGUCUUUAGUGGUUGCAAUGUGGAAAAUGCUGCUUUUACACCGGGCGCUUGCGCUGAGAGAACAGCCAUUUCAAAGGCAGUAAGUGAAGGAUACAAAGAGUUCGAAUCAUGUGCAGUGGUUGCCUAUCAAAAAGACACUCUGACGCCGCCGUGUGGUGUUUGCCGGCAAUUUUUAAUGGAAUUUGCGGCUGAAGACUUUCCUGUUUAUGUUGCGAGAGCAGAAGAUCCACCAAAUGAGGUUCUAUGCACUUCUGUCUACAAUCUUCUGCCAAAUGGAUUUAGAAAUUUUAAAUGAUUUUGCAGCUAUAUACAAAUAUAAGACAAAAAAAACGAUAUUAUGUUUUUUACCAAUUGGAAUAAGUUCUUAUUAAAACUUAUCUUUUUAUUUUAUUAUGAGA
Molecule: messenger RNA, 766 nt
Organism: Eupeodes corollae
Lineage: Eukaryota; Metazoa; Arthropoda; Insecta; Diptera; Syrphidae
Product: cytidine deaminase-like
Exons: 2
Coding region: 205-663 (152 amino acids)
Cellular component (GO): cytosol
Molecular function (GO): cytidine deaminase activity; zinc ion binding
Source: RefSeq, a predicted model, not a curated record